CAUAAUUAACACAACAACAUAAGGAAGAUGGACAUAGUGCAGUUAAUUUACAUUUUGGUGGUACAGAAGCGAGACAGCACCUUACUUGCUCGCAGUAAGGUCUAUUAAGCUAACAUAAUAAAUGCUGCUACAGUAAGUUGACUAAAUGCAAAAGUGCGACUCAACCCGCAACUAGACUGUUAGUGCAAGCCACGACUAGACGUGGAAUAAAAUGUUUCCUCUCAUUAGUAAAUUCAAACCGGCUUAUUUAGCACUCUCGUGGCAGCUAACGCUACAGUAGCUAACAGCUAGCUCGCUAGUUUGUAACAAUGAGCUGAGAUGCGGGCAAACGCGCCAACACCGGUCCAACUAGUCUCACAGUUUCCAUAUUUUGGGCUCUGACAAACACGGUUUCGUCAUAUGAAUUAGGAGCGCCAUCUGCCUUACCUUCUUUGUCCGCCAUCAUGUUUCUUGUUUAACCGCUAAUACUUAUACAAAAAUGCGUAUUUUAUGGGAGAGCGCUUUGAAGGCUGCACGAGCGCUUGCAAUGGCGCCAACUCCGUAGAAGACUAUCAGCCAAUUGCUGAAGAGUAAACUGAACCGGAAGUGCGACACAACUUGAGUGUGCCGCCUACCGACCGUAGUCAAACCGAGAGAGCCUGUUCUACACGACGUGCCUGAAGUUCUUUUCCGGCAAACUCUUUGAACGCUGAACGAUUUGUGGCCGAAAUGGACGACCGCAAGCUAGACCUGACGGAGGCCCAGGAAAAAACCAAAUCAAAAUACCCGCCAAUUGACAAGAAAUAUGAAUACUUGGAUCAUACAGCAGAUGUACAAAUCCACUCCUGGGGAGGAUCUUUGGAGGAAGCCUUUGAGCAAUGUGCCAUGGGAAUGUUUGGCUACAUGACAGACACGGAAACAGUUGAACCGAUUGAUACUGUUAAAGUGGAGUCAGAAGGUGAUGACAUGGAAUCUCUGCUUUUCCAUUUCCUUGAUGACUGGCUAUACAAGUUUAGUGCAGAAAUAUUCUUUAUUCCUAGGGAAGUUAAAGUUUUGCACAUAGACAGAAUGCACUUUAAGAUUCGUUCCAUCGGGUGGGGUGAAGAAUUCUCUUUGGCAAAGCAUCCACAGGGUACAGAAGUGAAAGCCAUUACAUACUCUGCAAUGCAAAUCCACGACAAGGAAAAAGCUGAGAUAUUUGCAAUUGUUGAUAUCUGAUGCCUGAAAAAUGUUCAUCACGUGUUGGUUCGUUGGGACUGCAAUACUUUUUAGCCAUAUUAAGUGGCAUUAUUUUUACGUAAGAAAUGACAGAUCUGAAUUGUAACUUAUUGUUUGCUUCUAAAUUCUGUAGCAGAUUCAUUAUUUAUCAUGAGUGCUUCAACAAAAGACAAUAAUAACUAAAUCAUGAUCUGAUUUUUUUGAAACGACUUGUCCAGGGUGUACCCCGCCUUCCGCCCGAUUGUAGCUGAGAUAGGCUCCAGCGCCCCCCGCAACCCCCAAGGGAAUAAGCGGUAGAAAAUGGAUGGAUGGAUAUUGCUAUUAAAAGGGAACUGCACACGUUUGGAAUUUUCACAAUCAUAAUGAGUGACAAGAACACACGUUUCUUUUCUUUUUUUAGGUUUCUAAAGAUGAGAAAAAUGCGGCUAAUGGGAGUCACUGUUGAAGCCUUCAAAGCCCUCUAAAAAACUUUCAAAACCCUCCAUUAACAUUUUAUAUACUGUACACACUGCAAGUCUAUAUAUAAUAUAGUAACAGACACGUUCAUAACAAUAUGUAUAAUAUGUACAAUAUUUACCGUAUUUUUGUCAUUUUAAUCAUUGCCGGAACUUCUUUCCUUAGCGCACUUAUUUCUGUUUCCAUAGCAGCACACUUCUGACUUCUGGCUACAAAUGUAUUUAUUCUAAUCAUGGUAAUAGAAGAGAAAGAUGGCUAUUUUUUGACAAAUGAGGAUUCACAACCUUAUCUAUCUGAAGCUGACUAUACGGAGGAUGAAUUGCUGCUUAUAGAAGCAGGCACGAAGGAAGGGUGAAACCGAGCAGACGGAAGCCGAGAAGAGUAUGGUCGGCGUGACUUGGUCACGGUGUUAAUUUGGAACUUGGAGCCAAGCUAUGCCGACAUAAUUAGAGUUCUUACCCAAAAUAAGCCGGAAAAAAUGUCCCUGGCCAGCUAGACCAAACAAACAACUGUCCGUCGAGUGAGCCAUUAUAAUAUUGAUCAUCACGGAGCACAUCAUGCUUGUUAUUACAACUACAGUACAUACAGUAUGCUGUCGAGCUAACUGUGUACAAACAAAACAGGAAAUGUGGGCUAAUACUUUAUAUAUCAUGCAAUAUGAUGGUUCAUGUUUUUCAGUCAGUACACAUUGUGUUCUGCAUUACAAACUCAAAAGCUAUUCAGCUGCUGGCGUAAAAGCUAGCUUACCUCUUGCCGCAGCUAGCUUAUGACUAGUAUCGUUGCAUGCUGUCCAAGCGAUGUGUGACUAUCCUACAAUAACAAUGUCCCUACAGCUUGGUUAUUAUACAGGUUGCGGAACGUAAAUUAAGUAUUGUUGGGGGUUUCUUGAUGCAUUUUUAAAGUGAUUAAGAAGUAGAAUUGAUGGCUCCCAUUAGCUGCAUUGCUAGCCACCUUGAACGAGCCGAUUAUUACCAUUUAGAAUGUAAAAACAAAAACUUUUGUCAUAACGAUUGUGACGGAUAGGCAAAAUUUUAAAAAAAACUGCAGUUCCCCUUUCAGGGAUGUGAAUUACACUAAUAAUGAAAUAAUUGUUGACUGUCUUAGGUUAACCAACUCAAACUGUUUAUUUUUUUGUACCACAAUUGUUUUUAAUAAUCUUUAAUAACUUUUAAGAUAUGGAAAUAUAUCGUUUUUGUGGUUUACACUGCUGAAAAAAUAAACAUACAUAUCUACAAAUCUGAUCUUGAUUUUUAGAGGGAGUAUUCAUAUCUGAUUUUUUUGCUUCAACAGAGGUUUUUGAGAAGUACUGAAUUGAUUUGUGACAUAAACAUGCCAUAUUAGUUAAGCAUUAAAUACAUCAAUGUAUUCUAAAUGCACAUUAAACUCCAACAAAAGUGGUCAUCAUGAUACUUUGGCAAUUCAGUAGUCCAGUAACUGUAAAUAGGCUACACCAACCCUGACAUUCUUAAAGAUACACUGACUGCUGCUGCACGCUUUAAACAUUUUAGUCAGGUGCGCAUAUUUUCCACAUAUUUAUCAUAACUAUAGUUAUCUAACUAAAGUAAUCAUCACAUUAAUCUAAUCCAAUCCAAUCCACUUUAUUUAUAUAGCACAUUUAAACAACAAAAAUGUUUCCAAAAUGCUGCACAACAAUAUUAAAAACAAUAUUCAAAUAUUAUCCUUAGCUCUACCAAUGACUGAAUAAAAACAAAAAAAUAAAUAAAUAUAAAACCAAUAUAAAAAUAAAUAUGAUUAAAAAUGAUUUUAAAGGAUAAAACCAAUUAAAACAGUAAAUAAAAAUAAAAAUGUAUAAAAAACACAGAGGACAACAGAGCACCACACAACUCACAUAGUGUUAAAAGCCAAAGAAUAAAAGUGGGUCUUAAGACAAGACUUAAAACACUCCACUGUGGGAGCAGUUUGAACAUGGAGGGGCAGAGUGUUCCAGAGCUUAGGGCCAACCACAGAGAAGGCCCUGUCUCUCCUGGAUUUAAGUCUGGUCUUGGGCACCACAAGCUGGAGCUGGCUCUCGGACCUCAGAGCGCGCGCAGGAGUGUAAAUUUGGAUGAGGUCCGAGAUAUACUGGGGUGCCAGUCCAUUUAAUGCUUUAAAAACAAACAGCAAGGUUUUAAAAUUAAUUCUAAAAUGAACAGGGAGCCAGUGCAAACUCUGAAGAAUUUGGGUUAUAUGCUUGCGUUUCCUGGCCCCUGUUAAAAGUUGUGCUGCCGCGUUCUGGACUAACUGCAACCGGGAGAGAGCUUUUUGGCUAAUGCCAGCAUAAAGUGCAUUGCAGUAGUCCAGGCGACUUGAAAUAAAAGCAUGCACGACUUGUUCAAAAAGGUUAAAAGAUAAAAAUGGUUUUACCUUUACUAAAAGACGAAGAUGAUAAAAAACACGAUUUUAAAACGCCAUUGACUUGUUUGUCAAGUUUAAAAUCGCUGUCUAUAGUGACGCCAAGGCUGGUGACUUUGGGACGCACAUGAUUUUGCAAUGGUCCCAAGUCAGUGAGGGCUGGACCAAAAACUGAAAUUUCCGUUUUCCCUCAUUCAUUAUUAAAAAAUUCUGGGCUAACCAAGCCUUGAUGUCGCAUAGACAGUUGAGAAGGGGUGUCAGGGGGCCGUGGCCUUUUGAAAUCGGCAUAUAAAUUUGGCAGUCAUCUGCAUAAAAGUGAUAAGACACUCCAUGCCUCUUAAAAAUCUCUCCAAGAGGGAGAAGGUACAGUGCAAACAGGAUCGGGCCUAGAAUAGAUCCCUGGGGGACACCACAGUAAAGCGGAGCAGAAGAAGAGGUGGCGUACUCCAGCCUGACAGAGAAGGACCUCUCUGACAGGUAGGAUCUGAACCACUCUAAUGCAGUCCCCCUGACACCCACACAGUCUCUCAGGCGGUCUAAAAGAAUUGUGUGGUCGACUGUGUCAAAGGCAGCUGUAAGAUCUAAAAGCACUAAAAUGGCAGAGCUGCCAGAAUCAGACAUUAAAAGCAAGUCAUUAAAAAUCUUUAAUAGUGCAGAUUCAGUACUAUGCAAAGCUUUGUAUCCAGACUGAAAUUGAUCUAAAGUGCUAUUUUCAUCUAAAAAAGGCUGCAGUUGCGGCACAACACAUUUCUCCAAAAAUGUUGACACAAAAGCUCAUUUGGAAACGGGCCAAUAAUUUGACAAACUUGUAGGAUCAAGACAGUUUUUUUUUUUAUCAAAGGCUCAACAACAGCUCUUUUACAUGCAUAAAUAAAUGCAUUUAAUUGAUAGGCCAAUUAGCUGUAUCACUCAAAUGGAUACAUUUAUUUGCCAUAGGAUGCAAUUAGAUUACUCAAAAAUGUUCAUAGCUACAACAUUAAAAACCUGUUUGCUAGUCUCUAAAUACAUUUUUCAACAUAAGAGCCCUAUAGACAUGAAACAACUUUUAAAUCACCUUCACACUCUCAUUCCAAUGCAGUAACACUGUCUGAGGCUUAGGCAAUCAGGAGCCGUAAUACCGAACAGCGUGAUCUGAUUGGUUUGGUCUCAUUUUGUGGCCAAUACUACUGGAGUAUUGAUAUUUUUUGUUCAUUUAGCGGUUUGUAUGGUUAAAAAAACUACAUUUAGGGCAAAGAUGUCGUAGAAUAUGCUUUAAAAAAACAAAAAUAUCUGCAAUGUGGUGAAACUGCAAUAUUUGAUGUGACGUGGUGACGACUGUAUGGCGUAAAAAAAAAUUUUUUAUGGAAUGCAAUAUGUGUGCUAGAUGUCUGUAUAUAGUGUCUUACUUAUUUGUUUUGAUGUUUCUACUUUUAUUGUACUACUCCUCCUUUUUUACUUUCUGUCCUGGCUAUACUGUAGACCAGAGGUGUCAAACUGGUUUUCACGGAGGGCCAUGUGGCCCUGGGCCACAUCACAGUUAUCAAUCAAUAAAUAAAUCAAUCAAAGUUUACUUGUAUAGCUCUUAAUCAGAAAUGUCUCAAAGGGCUGCACAAGCCACAAUGACAUCCUCGGCUCAGAUUCCACAUCAGGGCAAGGAAAAACUCAACCCAAUGGGAACAACGAGAAACCCUGUAAACCAGGGAUCGCAGAUGUGGGGACCCCGCCCCCCAAGUGACCAGUGCAACGGAUGCCGAGUGGAUAGUUAAUAAUGUAAGAGUCCAGUCCAUAGUGGGGCCAGCGGGGGAUCCUCUUGCAUGGAGACACGCAGAGACGUCACCGACUGAUGCAUUUUUUUUAACCGUAAAAUCUUUUGUUAUUUUUAAAAUAUACAAUAUAAUUGAUAAUUUGCUUUGAAAUCAUAGGUCAAAUCAGAUAUUUAUUUUUAUUUUAACUGCAAAAUAUGUAAUGUAUGACAACAUACUAUUUGUUACAUUAGAAAACACGAAACUAAUGUUGUUCAUUAUUAAAUAGCAUUGAAUAAAAAUAUAUGCAAUUGCAUGAAGUACAUUUCAGUAAAAACGAAAAGAACAAAUACAUUUAGUCAGAGAAGAUAAACUACUUCAUUGAUGCCUUUUUUAGUCUUUUCGCGGGCCACGUUAAAAUACGUUUAAGACUGUUCAUACUGUAGUGGAGUAAAUACAUGUAAUCAAUCUAUCGUAUCAAAUAUUCGCUAAGUCCAUCCAUCCAUCCAUUUCCUACCGCUUAAUCAAGUCAUCCGAGCAAAACAUCCACAUCUUAGCUUUCUUAAUUUUAGGU
This is a messenger RNA of Entelurus aequoreus (snake pipefish), 6300 nucleotides long. Its product is annotated as protein archease. The coding region runs from base 709 to 1197 and encodes 162 amino acids. Gene Ontology annotation, cellular component: tRNA-splicing ligase complex. NCBI's taxonomy places the organism in Eukaryota, Metazoa, Chordata, Actinopteri, Syngnathiformes, Syngnathidae. The transcript is spliced from 7 exons. The record is from RefSeq and is a predicted model, not a curated record. Gene Ontology annotation, biological process: tRNA splicing, via endonucleolytic cleavage and ligation.